This is a messenger RNA of Macrosiphum euphorbiae (potato aphid), 861 nucleotides long. The record is from the annotation of a GenBank genome assembly. Lineage: Eukaryota; Metazoa; Arthropoda; Insecta; Hemiptera; Aphididae.
AUGGAAAUGAAAAAAAACAGGAAGCCGAAUACUACUGACAGACAGAAAAAAUUACUGGUAGACUUUAUGGUUUUACAUCCUGAACUAGUUUCAGGAAAAAAUACAUCAAAGUCUACAGUAAAACAACGACAGAGGUUAUGGGAAAGUUUAGCAGAGGCGUUAAAUUCAGAAGUUGGCCCAAAUAAAUCUUGGAGUGAGUGGAGAAAGACAUGGUGUGAUUUAAAAACGAAUGUUAAGGGUAAGGCAGGCGCAAAUAGAAAAGAAAGGAAUAAAACUGGUGGUGGAGAAUUAGAUUUGGAGGUAUUUAGUGAGUUUGAGAACAAAAUACUGGAAAUGCUCGGUCCAACAAUUGUUGAAGGACAUACAUCAGUAGAUGAAAGUGCAGCUGAUAUUUCCUUUUUUGUACCACAUUCAUCAACACAAAGCUUAUUAAGCAAUUCAAAUAUGGUCUUGGUGAAUGAAGUUGUGCCUGUUGAAUCAGAUGAUACACCGGAUGAUGGUAAUCUUAUGUGGAAUGAUAGUUGCUUAAAUGGACUUGAAGAUCUUAUAGAAGAUUCGAAUAAAGUUGAUGAAAUUGAUGUUUGUGCUAGUGGCUACCCUUCAAAACAUUUACCAACCGUAUCUCAACCAUCAAUUAGAAAUGCAUAUAAAGUUAAGACAAAUUGUAAAUUAACCAAUUUACAAAAUACAGUUGCUGCUACAAAAUCAUUUGCUGCUAUAAGCCAAAAAAAAACAAAAAUUAAGGCCAGUUAUUAUGAGCGUAAAUUAUUAUUGCUGGAAAAAAUUGCUGCAGCCGAAGAAAAAAAAGCUGAAGCUUUGAUGAGUAUAGCUCAAAGUUUGGCAUCCAGACAAAAUUUGUAA